AGUUUGACUCCGAAACGAACCCGAAUCCCCUCCACCCGAAACCCUAAGACCUUGUUCCCUCUCCAAUGGCGAUUGAACCCUAAAACCCCCAAUCACAGCUCCCCAAAACCCUGAUUCCCCAAAAUGCCCCUUCUCACCACCAAAAUCCCUCGCCGCCCCCUCCUCCGCCUCCUCUCCACCGCCUCCGGCGGCACCACCGCCAUCGAAUCCCGAGACCAGAAGCUCAACCGGAUCGCCGACGAUCUCCUCGCCCUCACAAAGGCCGAGCGCGAAGACUACUCGACCCUCUUCCGCCACAAGCUGGGCCUCACCCAGUGGGUCCUAGCCUUCGGCCUCAAUGCUGCCUACGCCACGGGCCCUGCAUGUGGAGAACCGACAGCGGAGGAGAAGAAAUAAGAGAAGACAGUGUUCGAUAUCAAACUGGAGACAGCGGAGGAGAAGAAAGAAGAGAAGACGGCGUUCGAUAUCAAACUGGAGAAGUUCGAGGCCGCAGCGAAGAUUAAGGUUAUUAAAGAAGUGAGGGCGUUCACUGAUUUAGGGCUGAAGGAGGCGAAGGAGUUGGUGGAGAAAACGCCGGUGGUGAUCAAGAAGGGAGUUUUGAAAGAGGAGGCCGAGAGGAUUGUUGCGAAGUUGAAGGAGAUUGGUGCUGCUGCUAUUUUGGAGUGAAAUUUUGGAAUUUCAUAUGCAACUGGAAUUCUAGGACCGACUUCAACAGCUAUUCUUUGUGAGUGCUCGGGUGAUCCCACUUAUUUCUUUCUUUGUUAACCCUGUUGGGCGCUCGAGUGAGGGGAAAUAAAUGCUCACGCUUUCGGAACCCUUGGUCAUUUCUGAAGGAGAUUUUCUGUAUUCUGGGCUCAUCAUCCCACAUUUUUUGCAAUUCUGUAUGUUAUUGUUGUUGUUUGAUGGCAUUACACAUUGCAGAUAUGUAGUUUGUAUGUCCGUAUGUAGGAAAAUAGAGAAAUGAAGCUGACUCGACUGCAUUAAAUCUAUGAUACUCGGACAAUGCGUUCUGUUGGAUGCUCAUGAAAUUUGGUAGAUAAAAGUGGCGUUUCUCCAGUAAGUAGCGUGCGCCAUAUUGUCA
Molecule: messenger RNA, 1081 nt
Organism: Asparagus officinalis (garden asparagus)
Lineage: Eukaryota; Viridiplantae; Streptophyta; Magnoliopsida; Asparagales; Asparagaceae
Product: 50S ribosomal protein L7/L12-like
Exons: 2
Biological process (GO): translation
Cellular component (GO): ribosome
Molecular function (GO): structural constituent of ribosome
Source: RefSeq, a predicted model, not a curated record